CUCUCCAUCCCUUUCCCCUGCAGCUCCACCCCAGCCUGUGUACAGUGAUGUCACCAUGAUAGCUCUCACCAGUGUCACCAGUCUGCUGCUGGUCAGCGCCGCCAUCGGAGGAGCUCUGCUUCUCUACGCCUAUCUGUGUAAGGCUCCACCAAGUGUUUCUGAGAUCAGCAAACCCAGCAUCAUUUAUGCUCAGGUGCAGACGGAACUCAGAUGCACCAUCAGAGGAGCUGGACAGCGGGAGCUCAGAGUGAGGUGGUCUACACUCAGUGCAGGCUCAGAGGAGCUGUCAGAGGGGGGCUCUCUGCUGGGCGGGGGGGAUCUGAGUGACCAGGCCUGUCUGCUGUCAGACUGUCAACACCACACAUCCGUCCUGACCGUGUGUCUGACCGUCUCUGAGGACCGAACCCAGUACCAGUGUGAGGUGCUGUGCAGGGGCCAGAGCAUCACCAGAGUGACCACAGUCCGGGUGAAAGUGGAGCCGUCUUUCCUCCAGAUCACCAGCAUCCCUCAGAUCCCCAAGGUGGAGAGGAGCCUGGUCCUCUGCUGUCGGCUGGAGAACUUCUACCCCCAGGAGGUGGACCUGGAGUGGUCCAGGAACGACGGGGAGCCGGUCUGUGGGGUCACACACUUCGGACCUUUCUCGGACCACACCCAGCUGUACAGCCUGUGGAGUAAGAUCCAGCUGCUCAUGGCCAGAGAGGACGAGAGGGCCGUCUACAGCUGCCGGGUCUACCACUCCAGCUUCCCUGCUCCGGGGUACAAGGACGCCCUGUACCACAUCAACACUCAAGGUAGCUCCACCUAA
Molecule: messenger RNA, 805 nt
Organism: Notothenia coriiceps (black rockcod)
Lineage: Eukaryota; Metazoa; Chordata; Actinopteri; Perciformes; Nototheniidae
Exons: 3
Coding region: 56-805 (249 amino acids)
Source: RefSeq, a predicted model, not a curated record